This is a messenger RNA of Uranotaenia lowii, 6572 nucleotides long. RefSeq lists its product as uncharacterized. The record is from RefSeq and is a predicted model, not a curated record. The transcript has 13 exons. Lineage: Eukaryota; Metazoa; Arthropoda; Insecta; Diptera; Culicidae. The coding region runs from base 1646 to 5056 and encodes 1136 amino acids.
AGCUGGUUGUGUCGUGUUGUUUGUUUCGUUUCGUCGUCGUAGCGCUAGGGCAUGUGGUUUUCGCGAGUGUUUUGUUCACGGUUUCUUUUGCUCAUGUUUAGCUGAUUUCCACUUUCUUUCGCGUGCUGAAAUUUGUGCGUAGAGUGUUUUGUUGGUUUCGUUCAUUUCGAACUUUUUCGUUGUUUCGGGUUCCGUUGGCAUCUUAAUUUGGAAUCGUGUGAUCAAGCAGCCGCUACUAACAGCAGCCAAUACUUACAGUACUGGUUCCAGUGAGUGUUGUAUGCGCUUCAAAAAAGAAUAAAAAUUACAGCUUUCUCGCAGCAGUAGCAGCAGCAGCAAGAAACCUCAUUGCCAAAUAGUGUGAUCGCCGAUUUGUGGUGUUUGUGAUAAUUCGCCAAACAAGUCAGUCGCCCAGUAGUAGCUUAAGCUGCUAAGCUGUCGCUUUGUGUGUCCUUAGGAGAAGGCCUGUUAGUGAAGCAGUCAAUUGAAUGGUGUAGUAAAUUAUAGCUGCUAAAUAGUUAGAAGUGAGGGUCUAUGGGCAAAGUUGCAAUCGAUAAAUGUGAUACGUGAAUUGUGAAAAAGGGCGAAUGAAGUGAAUGAAGGAAGCAGAAAGUAACAUCGGAGUCAUAAGCCUAUGUGAAUGUCGACCGAAAAAGAGUGAAAACAAAAUUGUGCAAAUCGCAUUAUGCUGGGAGCAAACAAAUAAGUGAAAUAUUCGAGCAAGGUGCUUGGUGUGUUACCACCCGCAUAGUCAUCGUAAUACCAAUACUAAACCGAAUCGACGACGACAACAACAAAUUGAGUGGCGAGAAGGGAGCCUUGAGAGGGUCUAUUCAGCUUACUGGAUUACAUUUGGAACUUUCGCGAAAAGGGAGGGGAAGUUAUUGGGGCCUAAGUAUUGCUGGGAAAGUGAGUGCAUUCAAGAACGGCUGCAGCAGCUGAUGCACUUUUGUGUGUGGAAUCAGGCAAAGUCAGUCAGUCAUCGGGCAGUGCAGUGUUGUUGUUACUGACUGAGAGUGUUUUUGCCAGUAGACGCCACGAGGUCAAUGCGUCAGGGGAUAUGCCUUGUCGUCGAUCGUUGACGCGGCCAUCAGGAAGACUCAUGUAAGAAAAAGAGGUACACACAAUCAACCAGCAGCAGCAGCAGAUUCCAAUGAUUGUACAGUGCAGGAUCAGCCGGCAGCUGAAAAGUUCAAACGUUUCCCGGUAGCGGCCUUGUGCCGCACGAUUCAUCAACCUCCCGCAUCAAUACAAACAACCCGGAGAGUCGUAGUGGACACGUGUCCAGAAUAUUGCUCCCUGAGACAAAAGACGCCGCACUAUCUGGCGCGAAUCAUCGUUCUGCCCUACGACCGAUCAGCUGUUGGGUUGUUAGCUUUCGAAGGAAAAUCGGGCGGGUUAGAUGACCCUCCUCCUCCUCCUCCUUUUCCUCCAAUCGAAUGUGUCGAUAGCGCUUAAGUCGAUGGCUUCGAGGGAGCACCAAUUGUGAUAUUCGACGACGAAGAGAAAGAGAGACAUCAGCAAGUACAAAUUAGUUAACCUUUAUUAAUUGUAACAGUUGGAGCGUGUUCGAGCAGCUGCAGCAGCAUAUUUUGUCGAUCGUUGUCCGAGAGCUUGAGCGUUGAGUGUGGGUGUUCCGGGAUCGAUGGAAACUACAAACAGUUUGGUGAUUCGCGAAACCCAAAAGCAACGGGCGAAAUGUAAGGACGGGAUCAAGAAGAAAGUUAAGAUAAAGGUGGAUUUCAUCGGGACGGACGACGAGAGUAAGGGCAAUAUGGCUAAGGACGUACAUUCCGGUGCUAUUCCAGUCAGUCCGAUGACGGACGAAGAAUUCGAAAAUAUUUUCGAGCGUUCGAUGCAGGACUUGGAAGCGAUCAAGUCCGAUUCGGAUAGUGAUUUUGGAGAUGAUCAUGGUCUUCCGUUGAAGAAAACUUUCACACCACCGAAAAAUCUCCGCCAAAAGACUGUGGGAUCCUCGAGUGAUAGUAGUGUAAGCGAUGUAGAAGAUGAGUUGUACUCAUGGAUAGAAAACUGUCCGAAAUCUCCGAUGAGUCCUAGGCGUUCGGAUUUACCUGCUUUCCCUCCUCUGGUGCUUCCGUUUGCCAACCGAAGGCGGUUAUCUGAGUGCCUGGAGGAAGACGAAGAAGAGGAAAAACCUCUCAAUUCCAAUGGUACAAAAAAUGGACACAAUCCAACAAAUAGUAAUAAUGCGACCUCCAAUGGAAGCAAUGGAAAAUCUCCAUCCAAAAGUGAAGCACAACCAGAAGUUCGCAAAUCUCGUUUCCAGGUCACCAAAACCAAUGACCUUCCUCAGUUGCGGCCGGAAUCUUUGAACCUGAGGCCUCUCACAGCUGCACACAACUCUCAAACGAUCCACUUUCCGUGCAGCCAGUUCAACACGCCAAUCGAUAGAAACUCCUUGAAAAGUAUCUUCUCACCCGAAUCGCCUUUCCCAAAUCCCCACAUGGACAAAAGAUUUUUCGACACAUCCCUGGUCGAAAUUCGUCCCAUCAACUCUAGUAUUCAUUCGAUUGCCGGAUCUGAAAGUUCCAACCCACCGACCCAAACUCCGGUAGCGGAAUCGCCAAAUGCCGAACCUGCCGGCGGUGAUGGCAAGAGAACCAUUCCAUUCGAGUUGCUGGACGAGGUGUGGGUCAAGCGACCGGAAGUGUCCGAUAUUUCACCAAAGAAACCGACGGCGGCGAAUUCCUCCACUAAGGCGGCCACCCUGCCGGCCGGAUCGUCGCUUGGCGCCUCGAUGAAAGCGAAAACCUCCGUCGUCAGCGACUCUGCCGAUGGCAACAGUCAAUUCCAGCGCCCCUCGACGGCGCCCGCCGGAACGGAUUCGGCCCGAUCGUCGAAGCGUCAAAAAAAGAGCGAGCGGGAAGCCAAGAAACAGGAAAAGGAACUGAAAAAGCUCGAGCGGGAAACGGCCCGGCGACUGGAACGCGAAGCGGCCAAGCUCGAGAAGUACAAUCGCAAACAUGAGAGCAUAUCGCGGAGCACGGAACGGGUUAGCGGCGGCCGGUCGGGAUCCCUGGAAAGGCGGCGGAGCGGUGACGAAGGUCCUGUGCUCAAUCAAUCCACUGUCCACGGUAUUGCAAGUCCUAAUCGGAGGCCGACUAUCUUUGACGUGUUCCGAACACGCAAAGGUUCCGAUUCCAAGAAAAAGAAGGACGAAUCGAGCAAAUCGGGCUCGGAUAAGGACAGUCCCAGUGGCAGUGGAACAAUCGGUAGUGGUUCCGGUGGUAUUAUGAACAGCAUGAAGGCGGCCCUGCAUGUGGGUGGUCGUCAUAGUCAUCAAACGGCGGCACAGCCGGCCAGUACGACAGCGACAGCUUCGAAAGUGCGCGACGGAUCGGCCCAUCCACAUGCGGGCAGUGAUGCACAGUACUACCACACGGUGACGGCAGUGCGCCGCGCCGACGCCGGCAAGUCUCCGAUGACCAAGGUGAUGGAUUUGUUUAGGCAUCGUUCCAAUUCGGCAGUGUCCGAGGCCGACAAGCGCAAAGCGCGAGCGGCGGCACAGCAUCAGCAGCAAUUGGCAGCCCAAACGGCGCACAUGCGACGAGCCUCGGCAGAACUCGCGGAACGUCGUCGAGCAUCGUUGGGUGCCAGCCGGGGACUACGGCCCGAUGGCACCAUGGAUCCCUACCACGCGGCCAUCCUGUUCCGGGACUCUCGAGGGCUCCCAGUGGCGGAUCCCUUCCUGGAAAAAGUUAGCUUAUCCGAUUUAGAAGAGGACGAGUCACAGAUAUUUGUCAAGUUCUUCCGAUUCCACAAGUGCUAUGAUCUGGUGCCAACCUCGGCCAAGCUGGUCGUUUUCGACACGCAGCUGCUGGUCAAGAAGGCAUUCUACGCGCUCGUCUACAAUGGCGUUCGAGCGGCUCCCCUCUGGGACUCCAAGCGGCAGGAAUUCGUCGGCAUGCUGACGAUCACCGACUUUAUCAAGAUUCUAAAAAUGUACUACAAAUCGCCGAACUCGUCGAUGGACGAGCUGGAAGAGCACAAGCUGGAAACUUGGCGAAGUGUGCUUCAGGAGGAAGUUAAGAAAUUAGUUAGUAUUGGCCCCGACGCGUCGUUGUACGAUGCCAUCAAAACGCUUAUCCACAACCGGAUUCAUCGGUUACCGGUCAUAGACCCGCAAACUGGCAAUGUGUUGUACAUAUUAACCCACAAGAGAAUACUUAGAUUCCUGUUUUUAUACAUCAAUGAGCUACCAAAGCCAUCCUACAUGCAGAAAACGCUGCGCGAGAUCCGCAUCGGCAGUUACGAUAACAUCGAAAUUGCCACCGAAGAUACCAGCAUCAUAACGGCACUGUACAAAUUCGUCGACCGCCGGGUUUCGGCCCUGCCAAUGGUGGACGCCGAGGGACGGCUGAAAGACAUCUACGCCAAGUUUGACGUCAUCAAUUUGGCCGCCGAGAAGACCUACAACGAUCUGGAUGUUUCGCUCAAGACGGCCAACGAGCACCGGAACGCCUGGUUCGAGGGAGUGCAACACUGCAAGCUGGACGAAACCCUCUACACCGUGAUGGAACGGAUUGUCCGGGCCGAGGUACACAGGCUGGUGGUGGUCGACGACGAGGAGAAGGUGAUCGGUAUUAUCUCGCUGUCGGACAUUUUGUUGUAUCUAGUGCUGCGACCCACCGGCGAUGGUAUCGGUAAUUCUGAAUCCCUGCGAGCGACCGAUCCACGCUUGCACAAAUCGCCAAGCAAGCUUAGCAACCAGUCGAAGCAGGACAGCAACGAAAGCAUCGAAGAGGAGAAGGAACUACUAGCAGAAGAGGAGGAAACUGGCGAGGCUGGAUCAGAAAAGACUGAACUGGUAGAAGCAGAAGAGGCGACGGAAGAUGCGCUAGAUGAAGCACAGUCAUCAACAGCUCAGCAGGAGGAUGACAAAGCCGACGAGAACGAUAUUCCUCCGGCGGAUUCGCCAAACGAGCGCAGCUCCAAUGACUCGCCCGUUCAGGAUCUUCUUGGUGAAGAACAGAAUGCCAUACGUGAUACACUAGCAACCAAUGUCCAAAGAGAAGUCGGUUUGGUGAGCGAGUAAUCGUAAGCCAGAUCGUCAACGCGAAACUCCUUUACAGUUUUACCAACAACCCAUAUACAUAUAUAUUAUAUUUUAUCUCGUUUGGAUUAAGUUGAACUUUUUUAAGUGGAUACAUUUACUAAUCUGUUGCCCUUCAUUCUCGGAGCCAAGGGCUUUACUAAAGUGAAAUUCAGUGCAGGAAAGGGCAGCAUUCAAUGUUAUAUCAUUUGUAUAGGAUGAAAUUAUCAAGCAAAGAAUAAAUCUGUCAUAGUUUAUGUAACUUAUAAUAGGAAAGACGAUAAUAAAAGCAAACGAAAUUUAUUGAGAAGCAAAGCACAUACUUGAAGGCCUUAUAGCAAUAUACAUACACGCAAAUGAUUCUAAUAUUUUGAGACGCCACUACAGAUAAACUACCAACGGUAAUAAAUGUGAUCGAAUGCUGCUGCAAAUCCUUUCCGCCUGUUUGAUUUAGGUAAUCAUUAUCUAAAGCAAAGAUGAAACAACUUUCCGUUGACAGGCAUACAUUUUUUUCUGUAAAUCGAAUCAAUCCAUUGCUUAUCCAAUCUAUUUUUGGACAAGGGUAAAAGUAAUUGAAAAUCAAGUACAAACCAAUUGCAUGAAAAUAACAAAUGGAAACUCAAGAAAGAGAAACAAUUAACCAAUACAGCGAUAAACAUAAACUCUUUACUUCAAAAUCAAACAACAAACAUAAUACAGCGGUUUUUCUUUUUCAAAAAAAACGGGAACAACUUUCAAGCACAUAUGGGAGUGACUUAAUAUUUAACUACGCGACAAAUCUCAGUCGCAGUAAUUAGAUCAAAAUUCUAACAGUUCAGCAUCUAAACAAUAAAUUUAGAACAAAUGGCAUAAACAUACGCGGAGAAUUUUUGCUUCAGUAACAAAACAGCCAUAUGAACAUUGUUAAAAUAAAAUACAUCCAAAUACAGGCAUGUACAUUGCUUAGAGAGAAAAAAAAAUUAAAAACACAAAUCAUUAAGAUUAACAAAACACUACAAAUUGAUGGCCACCUUGCGAUGAUAGUGAAGAAGAAUAAAAAAAAGUCCUAAACAAAAUGCAAAUCAUAUUUAUCGCUCCCACCUCCGGGCUAUUAUUGAAUGAAAUUUUGUAACCCUUUAAAUUAUUAUUUCGACCUAGACACUAUAGAAAUUGGAACACUGAAACUACGCUUGCGAGUUACGUUUUCUUUUCAGUUCAUAUUCUCAACGGAAUGAUCGUUGUAGCUGUUGCGUGAAAGAGACACAUGGAGAGAAAGAAAGAUAGGUAGAUAGAUAGAGCGCGAGGUAAACUUGUUGGAAGGAAUGUCGGUAGAUGCAAGUAAAUAAAGCAUGAAAUGUAUGUACAUUAAUAUAACGUAAUACAAUACAAAACAAUUAAACAAAUGUUGAUAGUUUUCGGCUAUGGUAUGUAGUCAAUAUAAACCAUGCAAAUGAGAAGAAAUGAUAAGCUACAAAUUUCUAUUCAACAAACUAAGCUGCUGAACCAUAGAGAAAGCAAGUUUCAAAAUAAAACAGUUGGA